This is a messenger RNA of Brassica oleracea var. oleracea, 464 nucleotides long. RefSeq names its product defensin-like protein 182. The record is from RefSeq and is a predicted model, not a curated record. NCBI's taxonomy places the organism in Eukaryota, Viridiplantae, Streptophyta, Magnoliopsida, Brassicales, Brassicaceae. The transcript is spliced from 2 exons. The coding region runs from base 36 to 428 and encodes 130 amino acids.
GGUAAGCUUAGAAGAAAACUAGUAAACGUGAAAAUAUGGAGAGAAUAACUCCACUUGUAUUACUUGUUAGCCUACUUAUCAUUUCUGCCUCAGUUGUGAAUCAGACUAGAGCAGAUAUAUGCGUCGAUGGACUAGGCACUUGCGAAAACUGCGACCAGAGAUGCAAGUCCAAACACGGGCCAUCAGGCCACGGAGACUGUGAUGACCGCUCUACUGGGGUGCCUAUGUGCAGGUGCCACUACCAAUGUGAACCACCCUCGCUGACGUCGACUCCACUCAAUACUUGCAAUGGUGGGGCCGGUUUAUGUAGUGUAAAUUGUCCCCAAAAAUGUUGCGAUAUUAACUGUGCACUUAAGUUUAUAGGUGGAAGUGGGAUGUGUUUAACCCUCGGUAAUACUAGCGUUUGCCAGUGCAAGUAUCCUUGUUAAAGCUGGCUGACAAAAUUGUAAACCAACUAUUUUAUA